ACUCUCUCCCCCCUAGCCUUUUCCUAAACCUUUCCCCCAUCGGUUCGGUUACUCCUACCUCUCCUCCUCCAUUCUCCAAGAGGAAGCAGCGGUCGGUUGGUCGAAUCCGCGGCGCUACGUAGGUAGGGCGCGGAGAGGGGAGUAGAGGAGUAGGAGGAAUCGCCGGAGGGUUCUGGAAGUUUCUGUGGAGAUGGAGGACGCGGCGGCGGCGGCGGCGGCGGCGAGCAACGGGGGGCUGCUGUAUCACGAGGUGCAGGAGGGGAAGCUCUGCGCCGUGCACUGCGUCAACACCACCCUGCAGGGCCCCUUCUUCUCCGAGUUCGACCUCGCCGCGCUCGCCGCCGACCUCGACCAGCGGGAGCGCCAGGUCAUGUCCGAGGGCGCGGCCGGCGCCGCCACCAUCGCCGCGGGGGACUUCCUCGCCGAGGGCGAGGGCUCCCACAACGUCUCCCUUGGAGGAGACUUCAGCAUCCAGGUUCUGCAGAAAGCACUUGAAGUUUGGGACCUGCAAGUUAUCCCCCUUGACUCUCCAGCUGCGGGGUCAUGCCUAUUUGACCCUGAGCUGGAAACAGCUUUCAUUUGUCACCUGCAGGACCACUGGUUCUGCAUUAGGAAGGUAAAUGGAGAGUGGUACAACUUCAAUAGUCUGUACCCUGCUCCUGAGCAUCUAUCCAAGUUUUACCUAUCAGCUUUCAUCGACACCCUGAAGGGGUCAGGGUGGAGUAUCUUUGCAGUGAGGGGCAAUUUUCCUAAAGAAUGUCCCAUGGCAACGGAAGGCUCUAAUGGUUUCGGCCAGUGGCUGACUCCUGAUGAUGCCCGGAAGAUAACAGCCUCUUGUAACCAGGUCCAAACACCUACUCAGCAGGCAGAAAUCUCUCUAGUUGCUGAUCAAUCAGAAGAAAUGACUGAAAUGGAUAUGAUUGCAGCACAGCAGGAAGAAGCUGACUUAAAUGCUGCUAUAGCUGCUAGCCUGAUGGACACUGGGGUUCCGUUUGCCAGCUAUAGUUCAGCUCACGAAGAGAGCAGGUCUCAGGAUGCUUUUGCUAGUGAAUCAGCAUCAGGCGAAAUGAGCAAAGACAGCAACCUGGAGCAACCAGGAGCUAAUAAAUCUGAACCGAGCGAGCCUCACAGCGAUAAUGUUGAGGAGUCUGCUUCAGGUGGUGAUACGAAGCAGAACACUCCCUCUUUAGAGGGAAAAGAAUCAAUAAAAGAAGAUUAGGAUGGCAUGGUUCGGGAUGGAACUGUAUUAGAAUAUACAGAACAAAGAAAAAGAGGGGAAUGCAUUUCAACUGCUCGCCAUUUGACAAGGGGAGUAAUGCUAUUGUGAACUUCUGAUCUGUGAAUGCCGUAUACACAUCAGAGCCUGAACUGCACUGCUUAAAAA
This is a messenger RNA of Oryza brachyantha (malo sina), 1384 nucleotides long. Its product is annotated as putative ataxin-3 homolog. Gene Ontology annotation, molecular function: cysteine-type deubiquitinase activity. Gene Ontology annotation, biological process: protein deubiquitination. Gene Ontology annotation, cellular component: nucleus. The coding region runs from base 191 to 1219 and encodes 342 amino acids. The transcript has 2 exons. NCBI's taxonomy places the organism in Eukaryota, Viridiplantae, Streptophyta, Magnoliopsida, Poales, Poaceae. The record is from RefSeq and is a predicted model, not a curated record.